Messenger RNA from Melampsora larici-populina 98AG31, 246 nucleotides. RefSeq lists its product as uncharacterized. Bases 1 to 246 code for a protein of 81 amino acids. The transcript is spliced from 2 exons. Lineage: Eukaryota; Fungi; Basidiomycota; Pucciniomycetes; Pucciniales; Melampsoraceae. The record is from RefSeq and is a predicted model, not a curated record. Gene Ontology annotation, molecular function: 2-isopropylmalate synthase activity. Gene Ontology annotation, cellular component: mitochondrion. Gene Ontology annotation, biological process: L-leucine biosynthetic process.
AUGUUUUUUUGUUUUCAUCGAGACCAUCAGAAAAAUAUCAACCAUCAUCAAUUUGAAUCUCAUCAAGAUGCUAUUAAAGAAGGAUUCACAUUACAAAACUCUAGUUCUGGAGAACCAUCAGUUUGGAAUAUGCCUUAUCUUCCCAUCGAUCCUCAUGAUAUCGGAUGUGAUUAUGAAGCGGUUAUUAGAGUUAACUCUCAAUCUGGUAAAGGAGGUGUAGCCUGGUGUAGCUUAUCUUAUACUUGA